Molecule: messenger RNA, 5094 nt
Organism: Pygocentrus nattereri (red-bellied piranha)
Lineage: Eukaryota; Metazoa; Chordata; Actinopteri; Characiformes; Serrasalmidae
Gene: gpc4
Product: glypican 4
Exons: 9
Coding region: 613-2271 (552 amino acids)
Biological process (GO): regulation of signal transduction; regulation of protein localization to membrane; cell migration
Cellular component (GO): cell surface; extracellular region; synapse
Molecular function (GO): protein binding
Source: RefSeq, a predicted model, not a curated record
UCUCCGCCGAGACUCCGUAGCGCGAGCAAGCAGCAGCGAGGCAACGCGGCCACUCCAGUCUGCUGCUGUCCAGCCGUAAAACCUGCAGCGCUGAGGAGAAAAAAAAACUUCUUACAAACUUUGUGUUCUCCAAGACUUUUCUCACGCGGAGCCCGGCCGGACUGAACGGUUUUCCAACGAAAGCGGUACCACAAGUAACUUUUACGGCGAGUUAGUCUUUUUUAACAUACGUGAGGUGCUAGCGCUGCUCUCGGACGACUGGUUUUUCCUUUUUAACCAAUUUGAACUGAUUUUUUUAUUGUACCGCGAGGAGCGACCGUUAAACUGAAUCUCUGGCUUUUCUCGAAUGGUCGCCCUCACUGUGUGGUCGGUAAAGAGUUUUACUCUUAAAUCUUAAAGGGCCGAAGGCGGACUGUCGUCGGACAGUAACAUACACAACUCGACCUGAACGGCUUUACGAAAGAGAACUAACUUCAGCAGAGAAAGAGAGAGAGGCACGGCGCAUCUCUCCAUGAGGAGCUCCAGCGCGGGAGCAGAAGUUUUCUCAGGCUGACUUUUCUCGUGUUUUUUCGGUUUUUGUUCGAGAGGGUGCUCCGUUAUUUCUUCACAGCGAUGAAGACAGCUGUUGCCUUUGCCGUUUGUGCGUGUGUCGUGAUUUUGGUCUGCGCCGCGGUUGAGCAGAAGUCGAAAAACUGCAAUGAAGUCAGAACCGCUUACAGCUCGAAAGGCUUCAACAUCAACGACGUCCCCAACAAAGGAGUGCACGGAGCCCACCUGAAAGUAUGCCCUGAAGGCUUCUCCUGCUGCACUCUGGAGAUGGAGGAGAAGCUGAGUCAGCAAAGCCGCUCAGACUUGAAGGCUCCUGUCUCUCAGCUGAGCUCCAACCUGCAGAACACCUUCACACAGAGACACCAACAUUUUGAUCAGUUCUUCAAAGAGCUGCUUAACAAUGCAGAGAAGUCACUGCAUGACAUGUUCGUGCGCACCUAUGGUGUGAUGUACGUGAAGAACGCGGAGCUAUUCAAGCAUUUCUUCCACGAGCUGCGGCGCUACUAUGCCUCCGGGGGUGCCGCUGUGCACCUGGACACCAUGCUGGCAGACUUCUGGGCUGAGCUGCUGGAACGCAUGUUCCGGCUGGUCAACGUGCAGUAUGAGUUCACAGACCCCUACAUGGAGUGUGUGAGCCGGCACACGGAGCAGCUAAAGCCCUUCGGCGACGUUCCGCGCAAACUGAGGCUUCAGCUGACCCGCGCCUUUGUGGCAGCUCGCACCUUCACCCUCGGCCUGGCACUCGUCCCUGACGUGGUCAACAAAGUCUCCACAGUGAGUGCCUCUCCGAGUUGUGUGCGUGCAGCCAUGAAAAUGUUGUACUGCCCAUACUGCACAGGCCAGGUGGCUCUGAAGCCCUGCAAGAACUACUGCCUCAACGUGAUGCGCGGCUGUCUGGCCAACCAGGCUGACUUGGACACUGAAUGGAACAACUUCCUGGAUGCCAUGUUGAGUCUGGCUGAGAGACUAGAGGGUCCAUUCAACUUUGAGUCUGUAAUGGACCCCAUUGAUGUGAAGAUCUCAGAUGCUAUCAUGAACAUGCAAGAAAACAGCAUGCAAGUCUCACAGAAGGUGUUCCAGGGUUGUGGACAGCCAAAACCUACGUUCCGCUCUCGACGUUCUACAAAAGACUCAAGCUUUCCUGGCCGUUUCCGUCCCUACAGCCCUGAUGCCAGACCCACCACUGCAGCUGGCACCAAUAUGGACCGACUGGUGACUGAUGUGAAGAAGAAGCUGAAGCAUGCUAAGAAGUUCUGGUCCACGCUGCCAGAGACAGUUUGUGUUGGAGAAAGGGUUGCCCAGGGGGAUGAGUGCUGGAACGGCACAGCCAAGAGCAGGUAUGAAUCUGUAGUCAUGGGCAAUGGCUUGGCGAACCAGGUAUCCAAUCCCCAUGUUGAAGUAGACAUCACCAAGCCAGACGUUGUGAUUCGCCGACAAAUCGCUGUGCUGAAAGAAAUGACCAGCUGGCUGAAGGCUGCUCACAGUGGAAAUGACAUCACUUUUGACAACGAAGAAGAUGGCAGUGGAGAGGAAAGUGGCAGUGGCUGCGAUUCGCCCUCUUGCGACAAUGAUGACAUGUACUUCUCCACCCCUCUGCCUGUGAAGCCCAGCAUGGUUUCCCCAGAGAAGACUUCCUCCAGCGGUGUGCGGUUGACCUCCUGUAGCUUGGUUCUGGCCCUGGCAGGCCUCACUCUGGCUCUCCUGGCACCCCACACCAGAUAAGAGUAUCCUAGAAAACAGAGAUGUUGAGCAUUACUGAGGAAAACCGAAAACUGUCAAAGGACAUUUUAAUGAAAAAGGAAACAAAAGACAGCCUUCAGGACUAUGGUCUGCCUGCCAUCUAGGGAAGACUCUAGUUAUUAAUAUUGUAACUUCACCUUAAUUUUUUUAUAUAUAUAUAUAUAUAUAUAUAUAUAUAGAAAUGGACGGUCAUGUACAGCAGUGAGAUUCACAACAGCAAUAUGCCUCCCUUUGGUCCAUUUUCUCACUGGACGUUGCUCCCUCCAGCCAUUAUCAGUGUUCAAUGGUACACAAUGUUGUUUUUUCUUUUUUUUCUUUUUUUCUUGGUCUCUUCCCAAAAUGAGCCUUAGUGUUUUUUUUUUGUUUGUUUGUUUGUUUAUUUUUUUUUAAUUGAGGUGCGUCUGUCUGUGUGUGUAUGUGUGUCUGUCUGCGUGUGUGUGUGUGUGUGUGUGUGUGUGUGUGUGUGUGUGUGUGAGAACUGGUAUAAAUGACUGAGAGAUCUUUUCCUAAGCUAAGCUAGCUCAUAAAUCAAUACCUGUACCACAUGUUCAGUUGGAGUGAAGCAAAAAUGUAGCAGGUACAAAGUCACUAUAGUAGACACACAAAAUAUGCACGCUUAUUUUGUAUGUGUACUUUGGUCUGUCCACGUGCCAUCAGUGUGUUGACAGAACCACAGUGGCAAGUUCUGUGAUAUAAUGAAAGCUGGUGAGAGCCAAGCCACAAAAAAUGACUUGGUAGAUGGAUGGGUAGAAGUGGUUCGCAUUGAUUUUUUUUUUUUUUUUUUUUUUUUUUUUUUGGUGCAUGCAUACUGCUGUCAGUUCUGACACAGCUCCCGUCUCAAUGGAUCCCAAACACAGUUUCUGCAGGGAGUUCAUUAUUUUAGAAGGCAGUCUCUUAUCAUAUGAACCGAAUCUGUUUAUUGGUGCUGGAAAAUUUGGAAUAGUCUUUGUUGAUCUGAAUGCUGAUUUGUUGAUGAAAGGCCCAUCAUUGCAAAAGGCAAAUCUGUCAGUGACCUUUGCCUGAAGUAGACUGUGCACAGAUGUGACCUGAUCAUUCAACUUUAAUCGUCUAGGUAUGUCUGCAUGCAGAAUACGAACGAAACGACCUGACAAAGUGGAUGCUUGGGUGCUUCAGGAAAGAUGAAAUGAAAACCAAUUGUACAGUAUGAAUCAGUUAGAUUUGAGGUAUAGUAAAAUAAUGAAAAUAACACAGGGUUUUUAUGUGGAGUUUUAUUUUAUUUUAAGGUGUAAAUCUAUAUAUUAGGUACUACAGCAAAUUUUCUUUGGCCAGAAUUACUGAUGGAGCUGACUGGAGUGAUAUAGAGUGGUUUCUGUAUGUGUGUGUAAAUGUUAAUUUAAGGGUUAACGCCAAACCUUUAAACUUUUGGGUCUAAGAUUGACCUCAGAGAUCACCCUCUUUAAAUCCACUCUCACCAUCUGCUAGUUUUGUUUGUGUUAAAACAGAUGUUUAUUUCAAUCUGAACUACAACCUUUGGUACGUUUUUUUACUCUGUUUCCACACACUGGAAAAAAGGGGCAGUGAUGUGUAUAACCUCUCAGAAAUUGAUUGUAUCUUACAUUUUAUGGCUUCUGGACUGUUCUUUUGUUUUAAAAGCCACAUGCCUGUACAUGUGGGUUUUCAUCUCGAUGACUGACAAGUACAGUAUUACUAUAAAAAAAAAAUAGCGCUCCUCGUCACAACUCCCCAAAGUAUUCCAUCCAUCUCUCAAUGAACUGCUUUUGUACAGUAAGUUAUUUAACUGCAUGUCUCUCUUAAAUGCUUCUACAAACAUGAUCUCAGAUAUUGCUUUCAUUGAUAUCUAAAAUACAGUAUUCCAAAAUAUAUUUAUAUCUGUAGAUGCAUUUUUAACAGUUUCAUAAAUUACCUGAUUUUAUAUUGGUUUCAAAUGUUAUGUAAGGCUUAGAUUUUGUAAACCAUUUUACCAUUGUCAUUCCUGUCACCACCACCCCCCCCUCCCCCCAUUAGCGUCAGGUAUGGUGGUUGUAAAAGAGUCUGCAGAGUGAAGGACAGGGUUGGCCACAAAUUCUUGCGUGUCCUAAUGUUGUUAUGCACUUUUGAUUGCCAUUCAAACACUCACCACAUGGCAUGCUAGCCAGAUGCUUUGAUCUGCAGUUCAUUAGACAAAUACAUAAGCUCUCAAUACCCAUGGAUGGAAAGCUAGGCCUGCUUUAGGAGGUCUAAACAAACAUUUUAGAAAAAUUAAGCGUUGCAGCUCUGCGGUUUUGCUUUCCUCCCCUCAUCUACUACAUAUCUUUCCAGGUUGUUUUGUUUGUAUAUGCUCCAUGAAUAGAAAACAAUGCGUUAUCUAUCUCCUGGCAUUACAGCAGACUUUUCCCUCUGUUGCACACAAAGAAGGAACCAGUGUCUCCAGGAAUGGCAGUGUCUUAUCUUUAACAGUGUGGCUAUUAAGUUACUCCAAGUCGUUCAGUGCUGAGGUGAUAUGGACACUUGAACCAAGGGGAUUGCUUUUCCGAUCCAGCGGUCUUUAGUGGGAAUACUGAACUACAGAAUGAAGAUUGCAUUCGCCCUCUCUCUACAGUCUGGACAAUGGAGCCAAGAUAUCUUUAAUAAGAUGUAAGAGAGACUUGACUAUGAAGAGGAACAAAAGUGUAAAUAUUAAACAUCCAUUUUAGAGGUCUCUGAGAGGUCAUAACAGUCCACAUUUUACUCUUUCAGAGGAUCAGCCUAACGCGGGGUGAAACAAUGAGAUAGAUGCUAAAAUGUAAGAGAAAAGGUAUAUUAAACAUGUCCGAGUCUUGUGGAAAUAAAGACUGCAGAUAUUUA